Trypanosoma conorhini is the source of this 2184-nucleotide messenger RNA. RefSeq names its product putative ATP-dependent RNA helicase. The record is from RefSeq and is a predicted model, not a curated record. NCBI's taxonomy places the organism in Eukaryota, Euglenozoa, Kinetoplastea, Trypanosomatida, Trypanosomatidae. Bases 1 to 2184 code for a protein of 727 amino acids. The transcript has a single exon. Gene Ontology annotation, molecular function: ATP binding; RNA helicase activity; nucleic acid binding.
AUGCCGUACACACGUGCGGGUGGGGACACGGACGAGGGCACGGUGACUAGCGGAGAGGUGAUGACGGAAGGUGCCUCGGCCUUCUUCUUUGGCUUGACGGGUGUGAAGGCCCCUAGCGAGAUUGCGACGACGCCCAAGGAGGAGAAACGGGGGACCAUGCCCGGCGAGGCGAUCCCUGUGAAUGGCGGUAGUGGUGGCAGGAAAGGCAAUAACGCGGCCGGCACGCAGACACAGGAUGAGAUCAUGUGGAUAGAACUGGGGCUCUGUAAAGCACUUGUGCGGGCUGUCACACACGUAGGUUUUCUCUCCCCAACCCCUGUGCAGGUACAGGCCAUUCCUGCAGUUCUGGGCGGCAGUGAUGUGUGUGCACGGGCGGUGACGGGGUCGGGCAAAACGGCGGCGUUUCUCCUGCCGCUGCUGCACAUUCUUUUGACUCGUGCCCCACAGAAGCAGUUGCACUCAGGAGGAAAACGACGUUUCAUUCGAGCCAUUAUUUUGCUUCCGACGCGAGAAUUGGGCAUGCAGUGCCAACACAUGCUUCAGCAACUACAGGCCUCUACGACAGGGUUAACUGUGGCCCUGGCGAUUGGGGGCAUCGCGCAAAGUGCCCAGGAGGCAGCGGUGGAGUCGACUCCUGACAUUCUCAUCGCAACCCCUGGGCGAUUGGUGGAUUUGCUCCACAACUACAAGGGCGCACAUGGCUCCCUGGAUGUCUCCGGUGUGGAGUUGGUCGUGCUCGACGAAUGCGACAAGAUGCUCACCGUAACACUCAAGGACCAAGUGGUGGACAUCCUCAAGCGCGUCCCGGAGGAGACCCGACAAGUGUUAAUGUUCUCGGCAACCAUGACAAGCGAGGUGGACGAGUUCGCGAAGGAACACCUCUUCGAACCGAAAAAUGUGGACGUCGGGCAUGUUGCGCUCCAGUCGAAGCUGCGACAGCAGUUUGUACGCAUCCGUCUGCCCUCCUCUGCAGCGGCGGCAAAUCCGUUGCUGGGUCGUCCGGUCGAGGGGACGGAGGAAAUGGAGGGAAAGGAGGAAGAAACGGCGGGGUCGAAGAAGCGUAUUCGUUCGAAGCGCCUCCGGGACGCAUCAAGAGCCGGAGCCGCGUCGUCGCAUGACGCGGAGGACGCUUCGGAGCACACUACAAAGAUAAAAUCAAGGUAUUUGGUGGCCCUCUGUCUUGGAUAUUUCAGGGACAAGACGCUCGUCUUCACGCGCUACCGCACGACGGCGCAUCGCCUGCAUCUUCUUUUUACCGCCUUGGGCUUCGCCUGUGCGGAGCUGCAGGGCAACCAGCAACAGGAGGAGCGCUUCGCCUCACUGGAGCGGUUCGCGUCGGGUGAGGUGCAGUAUCUCUUUUCGACGGAUGUGGCGUCGCGUGGACUUGAUAUUAAGGGCGUCUCCACCGUCGUGAACUUUGACCUGCCCCCGACACUCACGGCGUACAUUCACCGCGUUGGUCGGACCGCCCGCAUCGGGGGAAGCGGGACGGCGGUGUCGCUCGUGGAUGAGGCAAGGGACGCGGAGAUUAUGCGCAAGAUACUUGCGGUGAGCGGGGUCGUGAAUAGCCAUCAGGCGUCCUCCGUGAAGCGCCGCGAUGUGCCGGCGGCGUUGCUAGCAGAGGCGGCUGCAAAAGUAGACGCCGUGUUUCCGCAGGUGCGGGGGCAGCUGGCGGCCGAGGCGUUGGAAGCGAAGAUUGCGCAGGCGGAGCGGCGCUAUAGCCGGUCCGCAGCGGAGAUGCUGGCCGACAGCGCGACGGCGCAGCCCAAGAAGACGUGGUGCCUUAGCCGUGCGGAGCGAAAGCGGCGCGAGGAGGAGGCGCGGCGGCUCUACGAGAAGGAGGCGGAGGUGACAGUCCAGAACUUCCAGAACGAGCUGAGCGGCUGGGACCGCGAGGAGAAGGCGUUCCUGCGCAAGCAGAAGCUGGCGCGCCGGCAGGAGCGCGACGUGAAGGCGCGCGCCAGGGAAAAGGCGAAGGCCGCCCAUCGCGACCUGCGACGCAAGUCCGAGAAGAAACUGCAGGCUGGCGUAAUCAAGAAGAUGAAGAAGAAAAAGAUCCGUGACGCGCGCAAGGAAAGGCGGGCGGAGAGCCGCGAGAAGAACGGCAAGCCCGCCUACAAGCACCACGACGGGGUGAAGAGCAAAAAGAAGUCCCGCCACGGGAAGCGCAUGGCGCGUCAUUGA